GGCCGGACGCGCCGGGAGGAGCCGAGGAGGGGGCCGCGCCGGGGCCGGCGCCAGAGUCACGGCUUCGGUCUGAGGUGCCGACAGAGUACUGGACCCGCGGCGGGCCGGUGCACCCCUGCCUGCGCGCGCAGCCGCUACAAGUCCCGCAGGCCGAGACGCGGGCUGCUGCGCGAGGCGGGUGGGGUGGGCAGAGGGAGAUUGGGAGGGCGCGGGCGCCCAGUGCGCAGAGCAGGCGUGAGGCGGCCGGGGGCCGGGACGCCAUGUCCAUGGAGGACCCCUUCUUUGUGGUGAAAGGAGAGGUACAGAAAGCAGUCAACACUGCACAGGGAUUGUUUCAGAGAUGGACAGAGCUCCUCCAGGACCCAACCACAGCCACAAGGGAAGAAAUCGACUGGACCACCAAUGAGCUAAGAAACAACCUCCGGAGCAUAGAGUGGGAUCUAGAGGACCUUGACGAAACCAUCAGCAUAGUCGAAGCAAAUCCUAGAAAAUUCAACCUUGAUGCAACAGAAUUGAGUAUCAGAAAAGCCUUCAUCACAAGUACUCGGCAAGUCGUCAGGGACAUGAAGGAUCAGAUGUCAACUUCAUCGAUACAGGCUUUAGCUGAAAGGAAAAAUAGACAGGCCCUGCUAGGAGACAGUGGCGGGCAGAACUGGAGCACUGGGACGACGGAUAAAUACGGGCACCUCGACCGGGAGCUCCAGCUGGCCAACUCCCAUUUCAUCGAGGAACAGCAGGCACAGCAGCAGCUGAUCGUGGAACAGCAGGACGAGCAGUUGGAGCUGGUCUCUGGCAGCAUCGGGGUGCUGAAGAACAUGUCCCAGCGCAUCGGAGGGGAGCUGGAGGAGCAGGCAGUUAUGUUGGAUGAUUUCUCUCACGAGUUGGAGAGUACUCAGUCUCGGCUGGAUAAUGUGAUGAAGAAACUUGCAAAAGUAUCUCACAUGACCAGUGAUCGGCGCCAGUGGUGUGCCAUCGCCGUCCUCUUCGUGAUCCUGCUGGUCGUGCUGAUCCUCUUUUUAGUCCUGUGACGGCAGGGCUCCGCUGCUGCUUCCUGCCACACAUGAACACGGGGGAGAGGGAGAAAUCGCGCACGGCGUGCCCGCUCCUUGCCUCCUGCUCCUGGAAACACAGCCUGCGCUGACUUUUCUCUCUGUGACCCUGCCAUUGAGACAGCUCCUCCAUCCCGGCACGGGGCUGGCCGGUGAGAAGAGGAAGUUGACCACUGCACACUCCUGGCGCCACCGGCCCUGUUCCAAGGACAGCUGGCCCCAGCUUUGCCUCCCUGGACCUCGAUCCCCCUGGAGGGCCUUCAAGGAAUCCAGAAAAAUUCACAGACUUGGCUCCUGUUGGCUGUUGCUCAUUCCAUCCGUCUUUGGCAGCUCUUUUCUCCUGCUCAGACCCAUCCACUCCCACCAGCCGGCACACGCUGUCCCAUCCAAAAGCGCCCCGUCGGGGGUGUGGGCUCCUGUGUACGUUUCAAGUUCUGUCACAGCAGCAUCCCUUGGCCUCUGAGAGCUGGUGGUUGGUGGGGACAGAAGAUGCAGUGAUGGGGUUUUCAGGGACAAGUGCUGGGGUGAAAGUGCUCUUCCAGGUGUACUUCUUGUGGUAGGAUAACCAGUGGGAAGGAAUGGGAAGCACUGGGCUGCGGGGGCUGGCAACCUUGUGGCUUGAAUUAAAGGGAGGACAGGACAGCUUUGGAGGGUGGGCGAGGCUGCUGGGGUCAGGCCCUUGCCAGAUUCAUGCUGCUGUCCUGCAGCCUCCUCUCCAGAAGUGCAGCUUGCAUUUUGAGGGUGACCCUUAAAUGAGCAGCCCAGCGGCUCCUGUGGGUAGACUGAGAUCGCGAGGAGGUGUCGUUUGCGGUUACUUUAUUCCUGUGGCCCUGUGCCUGGGGGCUGAGGCCGUGGGCAGCCCUUUCAUCACAUUUUCAACUAUAAUGUCAAAAAAGGCUAAUUCUGGACCAUAUUUUUCUUAGCCUGUGAGUAAUUCCAAGGAUGGGUAGGUGAACUUGGUUCCAUUUUCCCUAAGAUGACAACUCGAUUUUAUCUUCCAUUUAAAUAACUGAGCCAAUCCAAAUUUAAAUGACAGAUGCUUUAAUUGGGUUUUAGUAACUGAAACUGCUGAGACACUAUACACUUCAAGCUUCUGAUGACUUUAAAAAUGCCUCCAGUGUACACAUGUAUAUGGGAUAUUUUUCUAACCUCCCUGAUGAAAACCCAAUAUUGAAGUAGCAGCUGAACACAGAGCCAGCGCUUGGCGGGUGGGGGAGGCUGCCUGCCUCCUGACUGUUGGCUUUUGCGCUUGGAAAGCAUAGCAACAUCUGGGUGGAGUUCUCGCUUUGACUUUUGUCUCCUCCUCCUUUGGGGCCCAUUCCUCAGCACGCUAACUUUUUUCUUGUUUUGUUGGUAUCUUGUUUUUUGUUUGUUUGUUAGUGUUGGGCUUUUGUCCAUGCCCCUUUUUUUGUGAUUUGCAAUGAUGUACUUGCCCAGCUAACCUUUGAAUUGCACUUUUUAAUAAAUAUUUGUAACAGUUUUUUAAAGAAAA
Messenger RNA from Phacochoerus africanus (Common warthog), 2541 nucleotides. RefSeq names its product syntaxin 6 (gene STX6). Gene Ontology annotation, cellular component: membrane. The coding region runs from base 261 to 1028 and encodes 255 amino acids. Gene Ontology annotation, biological process: intracellular protein transport; Golgi vesicle transport. The transcript has 8 exons. Gene Ontology annotation, molecular function: SNAP receptor activity. The record is from RefSeq and is a predicted model, not a curated record. Lineage: Eukaryota; Metazoa; Chordata; Mammalia; Artiodactyla; Suidae.